Messenger RNA from Danio rerio (zebrafish), 2483 nucleotides. RefSeq names its product complement factor b, like (gene cfbl). The record is from RefSeq and is marked provisional. Gene Ontology annotation, cellular component: extracellular region; cell surface. Gene Ontology annotation, molecular function: hydrolase activity; peptidase activity; serine-type endopeptidase activity. Gene Ontology annotation, biological process: proteolysis; complement activation. NCBI's taxonomy places the organism in Eukaryota, Metazoa, Chordata, Actinopteri, Cypriniformes, Danionidae.
GAACAUCAUGGAGUGUGCAUCAUGGCUUGCUAUAUUCAUGCUCACAAUACAAAGUCCUCUCAUAAUAGGUGCACCACCCUCUAUUUCAUGCCCCGUUAAAGAUAUCAGAAUUAAAGGAGGCAGUUUUUCUAUCUCAAAAGAUGGGAGCUCCAUAAUAUUCAACUGUCCAGAAAACUAUUACCCAACCAUUAGAACCCGUCGCUGUACCAAAGGAAGAUGGAGCGAGCUGCCCAAAGGAAAACGCCUGGAAUGCAAAAAAAUCACUUGUCCGGAUCCUCGUGCAUUUUUAAACGGAGAUGUGCAUCCAUAUUCACCAAGGUAUUAUGUGAACGAUACAACCAGAUACUUUUGUCAGUCUGGCUAUGAUUUCCGCGGCUCUGAGUCUCGUGUUUGCCAGGCCAAUGGGAAAUGGAGUGGAAGCACACCGAUCUGUGGAAGAAACUCGGAUUACUGUCCUGACCCCGGAGUUCCUGCUGGUACUACAAGAACAGGCAACAUGUUUCACAUUGGUGAUAAAGUCACAUACCGCUGUGACAAUAAAUUGAGCUUGAUCGGUUCCAAAGAGCGAACAUGUCAGGAUAAUGGACAGUGGUCAGGAACAGAGCCACAAUGUUACGCUGAUUUUACAUACGACACCCCGGAGGAAGCCUCAGAUGCUUUCAGCAGUUCUCUAGUGUCAAACCUACAGCUUACUCAACUGCAUGAAGAAACAGAUCAGUACGGAAAGAAAAUACAAGUGCAUAAGGGGGGAAAACUGGAUAUCUACAUAGCCCUGGAUGUUUCUGACAGCAUAGAUGAAGAAGAUUUCGAACGGGCAAAAGAUGUCAUUAAAACACUGAUAGAAAAGAUCAGUUAUUAUGAAGUUUCCCCGAACUAUGAGAUCCUACUCUUUGCCACAGACACUGACCGGAUAAUCUCCAUGAGAGAGUUCAAGAACGGGCAAGGAAAAGAUCUGUUAAAAAUCAUACAAAAACUGCAGGAUUAUGCAUAUGACAAAAAAGGUCAACGAUCAGGAACUAAUAUCGCCCAGGCUUACAACAAAAUUUACGAGAGUAUGACAAUAGAACUAAUGACAAAUAAGGAGGACUUCAAGGCGACCCAGCAUAUCGUCAUCAUGUUUACUGAUGGUCAAGCCAACAUGGGUGGUAGUCCAAAACCAUUGGUGGACAAGAUCAAAAGUUUGGUCAGACAAAAUUCAGUGGAGGAAAAACUUGAACUCUAUGUGUUUGGGUUAGGGAAUGAUGUGCAUGCUGAGGACAUUAAUGAUUUAAAGACUGACAGGGCAAAUGAGAAGUUUUUCUUCAAGCUUAAGUCCUUGGAUGACUUGAAGGAAACAUUUGACAACAUGAUUGAUGAGGGCAACAGUGUAGAGUUAUGUGGACUUUACAAAGACUACGAUGAUGAGUUUGAAAGCCAUAAGCGCCGUCAAUACCCCUGGCUAGCAAAGAUUUCCGUGACUCGCAGCACUGGAAAAAAUUCAAAAUGCAUGGGGUCAUUUGUCACCUCGAGCUUUAUCUUAACAGCAGCUCACUGCUUCAGGGUUGAUGACACACCUGCUACCAUAACUAUUGACCUGGAAUCAGAAAAUCAAGGAAUCAAAGUAAAAUACAUUCAUUCUCAUCCCGACUAUAACAUCAAAGCAAAAUUGAACUUGGGAAUACCUGAAUACUAUGAAUUUGAUGUAGCUCUUCUUCAGUUGGAGAAACCUGUAAAGAUGAGUGUCAAUCUUCGGCCAAUCUGUAUCCCCUGCACCAAGGAAACCAAUGGAGCUCUCAGACUUUCAGAUCGUGAAGGAACAUGCAAAAAACAUAAGGAAUUACUAAUGACCGGAGAAACUGUAAAAGCUGCUUUCAUGUCCGAAGUCAGAACAAAGACUGAGCAAAAGGAUAUCACAAUCAAGCAGGGAAAACUGCGGCAAGCUUGUGUUGAAGAUGCCAAGAAAGCAGCAGGAAUGACUGCAGAAAAAGCUACAGAUAUUGUUACAGAUAAUUUUCUGUGCAGCGGUGGUAUUGACCCCACAACAGAUGAAAUUGCCUGCAAAGGUGACUCCGGAGGGGCCACUUUUGUAGUCCCCGGUGGUCGAGUGGUCCAGGUUGGUAUUGUUAGCUGGGGAGUGAAGGAUCUGUGUAAGCGCAGCCCGAAGCCGAGAUCUGAGUCUUACACCAGAGAUUACCAUACGAAUCUGUUCAGUGCUAAAAUUCUCUCAUUCCUGAAAAAAUACCUGGCGGAUGAAAAACUGGGAACCCCUCUUACGUUCAUGUGAAGAUUGUGUUUAACGGUAGUUUGUUUGCUUGCUAACAAAAGCAUGUCUCUAAGUUAAACGAUUGUUUCUAUUAUAUUUUCCUGUAUUGUGCCUCAUUGAAAGCAUUGUGGAAUAAUAUAACAGCAGUAAUAUGUUCAUUUAGCAUGUAUUUUUUUGUCAGUUUGAAUGCUAACUCAAACUUGUAGUAUAUCAGUUUAUAAUAAAAAUAUAUUUAUCUGUG